AUGAGUGACCUGCUGGUGAAGGAACUGGUGGCCAACACAGCCUACCUCAGGGCUCAGCGGCAGGACCGCAAUGAGCUACGAAAGGAGAGACUCUCCCUGACUCUGCCAGUGCCAAAGAACUCCGCAACUCUGCAGGAAGCAGAAGGGAAGCAGUACGAGUCACUUUGCGAGCAGCAGCCCAUUGGCAGAGAGUUAUUCCGGCAGUUUCUACUCAGUUGUAACCCGCAGUAUGCGGCCGCCAUCGAGUUCCUGGACGAGCUGAGAGGAUGGAGCUCUGCCGUAGAUGACGACCAAGAAAAGGCCAGGCAGAACCUCGUCGAUAAGUUCUGUCACCCUGCGUCCAGGAGUUUUCUGUCUUUUCUCAAAGGAGACUCAGUGGAAACAGGCAAGCGCUUCUCAAACAUUUUGGAUGAGUCCUCGGUGAACCAGAUGAGAGAAGCCACAAGAGACUUCCUGCGAGGAAAGCCUUUCUCGGAGUUCCUAAGGAGCCCGUUCUUUUUCAGGUUUCUGCAGUGGAAGGAGUAUGAGAGACAGAAGAUUAGUGAUAAAUACUUUCGUGAGUUUCGGACGUUAGGGAAAGGCGGUUUUGGUGAGGUGUGUGCAGUCCAGGUGAGGACGACAGGACAAAUGUACGCCUGCAAGAAGUUGGAUAAGAGACGAUUGAAGAAGAAAGGUGGCGAGAGGUUGGCCCUUCAGGAGAAGCGGAUCUUGGCAAAGGUGAACAAUCUUUUCAUUGUGAACCUGGCCUACGCCUAUGAAAACAACACCCACUUGUGCCUGGUCAUGGACCUGAUGAAUGGAGGAGACCUCAGGUUCCACAUCUACGAACUCGGAGAGCGCGGUCUCUGUAUGAACCGCGUGGUUUACUACGCAGCCCAGAUGACCAUGGGCCUCCUUCACCUGCACUCCUUGAACAUCGUCUAUCGUGACUUGAAGCCAGAGAACGUGCUGCUGGACGCCUGCGGCCAUUGCAGACUAUCAGACCUCGGACUGGCUGUCGAGCUGCCAAAUGGGAAAACGAUCUGCCAAAAGGCAGGCACAACUGGUUACAUGGCCCCCGAGAUGCUGACGCAGCAGUACUACAGCACAUCGGUGGACUGGUGGGCACUGGGCUGCUGCAUUUACGAGAUGGUGGCUGCUCGCUUGCCUUUUCGAGACUUCCGCGAAAAGGUGCUGAAGAGCGAGGUGACCCGCCGCACGCUCGAAGACCUGUGCAAGUUUCAUCACAAGGGAUUCGACUCCACGACCAAAGACGUCAUCUGUUGCCUCCUUAAGAAAAAAGUAGCACAUCGCCUCGGGUGCCAAUGUGAAGACCCACGAAAACACCCAUUUUUCAAGAGCAUUAAUUUCCAUCUCCUGGAGUCGCGGCGUUUGGAGCCCCCAUGGAUGCCCAAGCCCAAUGUGGUCUACGCCAAAGACACAAAUUGCUUCAACGACACCUCGGAAGUCGUAGAUAUUGAACUGGAUGCCAAGGAUGAAAACUUUUUCAAGGAAUUCAGCACAGGCGCAGUCGCGGUCUCUUGGCAGAAGGAGAUGAUUGAUAGCGGGUUGUUUGAUGAGCUCAACAGAGCAGAAAGGAACGACCAUGAGCGAGUAAUGGCCUGGAAAUCAAAGACGUGCGACAUUUUGUAAGCAUCGCUUCUCAUCUACAGUCGGGAUAAGAAGGUGGCUUCACACCAAAAUCUUGGCUUGCAUAAUUAAUCGUAAGAAAGUGCUCCCCUUUAACUCAUUCAGUACCAGCCAAUUCUAGACCAAGUCUGAAAAGACGUUUAAAAACGUCUUUGGCAGUGAAUGAGUUAAUGGCGGGGAGUGCUGAGCGAUAUGUUGUUGGUGACACAUAUUAUCCUCAACGAAAAAAUCUAUUCGAUAACAUUACGAUGUUACAUUACUAAUUGCCAACUUUGUCGACGGGGAUGGUGGUGACUGAUAUUGAGCUUCUUGAAAUUUUAUUACUAUUGUUUCGACUAGGAUUGGGUGGGUGCGGGUUGGGGAGGGGCGGGGGGUGUUCCUGGGGCCCUCGGAAAGUCUUCUCAUUUCUCUCUCAAGAUCGACACCCAUGGGGGGGGGGGGGUGAGAUAAGCGAUGCAACCCUGGAAUACUUGAAAUAAUGGUGCUGGUUUUAAAUAGAAUCAUGACACAAUAAAUCUGACGACCUCGAAUAAUAA
This is a messenger RNA of Hippocampus zosterae (dwarf seahorse), 2165 nucleotides long. It is a transcript of the gene grk7b, whose product is annotated as G protein-coupled receptor kinase 7b. NCBI's taxonomy places the organism in Eukaryota, Metazoa, Chordata, Actinopteri, Syngnathiformes, Syngnathidae. The coding region runs from base 1 to 1632 and encodes 543 amino acids. Gene Ontology annotation, biological process: signal transduction; protein phosphorylation; regulation of signal transduction. Gene Ontology annotation, cellular component: cytoplasm. The record is from RefSeq and is a predicted model, not a curated record. Gene Ontology annotation, molecular function: rhodopsin kinase activity; ATP binding. The transcript is spliced from 4 exons.